GACCAAACCGUGGUCGAAUAACAAACAACAACGUUGUGCAGACCCCAAGCUCAUGAGGAAACCCAUUCACAAACAAGGCGCAUCAUUAAUCGUCGACUUGACGCAUGGCGGCUGAUAACGCAGCCAAGGAAGCUGACCCCCAGACCAACUCAUCAACUGUGAAGAGACCAUUGUACGAGGGAAGCACGCAGUACAAGAGCUGGAGAUACUCCCCAGAACAACUGGAGCAAAUUCGCACUUCCCUCAAUGUGGCUGCAGUAUCGGUCAUACGGAACACUUUCGAGGCAGAUGAGCCUGGAUCGUCCGAGGACGUGUUGUUCCUUAAUGCAAAUGAAGAGCAGCUCCUCGUAAAGCUCUACAUCACCAAGAUCCCUCAACUAUGUGGGCAUUUUCGUUUUCCUGAGGAAGUGGAGGCGACCGCCAUCAGUUACUUGAAGCGGUUCUAUCUUAAAAACACUGUGAUGGACUGGCAUCCAAAGAAUGUGAUGCUCACCACACUAUUUCUUGCUACGAAAACCACCAACAACCCAAUUUCGUUGGAAUCUUACACCUCUAACAUCCCGAAAACAUCCAGCUCAGACGUUCUUGAUCUCGAGUUCCUGGUGUCUCAGAGCCUGAAUUUUGAGUUUGCAGUUUGGCAUGCCCAUCGCGCUCUCUGGGGCAUUUGGCUCGAUCUUCAGAGCCUGCCCGACGUAUCCGAGGACCUUCGACCACAGGAUGUCUAUGAUAUUGCCAUCAAACACGUCCGGGCCUCCCGCUUUACCGAUGCAGAACUCAUCUACACGCCCUCACAAAUCGCUCUCGCUAGCCUGGCUCUCGCCUCGCCAGUUCUCGCAGAAAGAUGGGCCGACUCGAAAGCGGUAGCUGGUGCUGCACAACCUUUUUCCGCAACCCUGGACCCUACUCUCGGAUCGAUCAAAUAUAUCAUCACGCAAAUGGGACAUCCUCCUGAUGUGGAAGCCGUCCGCGAGGUUGAUAGGAGGUUGAAGCUAUGCAAGAAUCCAGAGAAGGUCCCUGGUAGCAAGGCCUAUCUUGCACGGCAAGUAGCUGAACAACAACGAGCAGAAGAGAAACGCAAUAAAAAAGCUGAAGACGUUAGGAGAGCCGUCACUGAGGGUGGCGAUCCAUUCGGGAGCGAGCUUAAUGAAGAUGAAAAAGCAAAACAGUUGGCUGAGCUCGACGAGGACGAUGAUUAGGACAGAGCUGCUCAAUGACUAUA
Messenger RNA from Suillus discolor, 1219 nucleotides. RefSeq names its product cyclin-like protein. The transcript is spliced from 4 exons. The record is from RefSeq and is a predicted model, not a curated record. Gene Ontology annotation, biological process: regulation of cyclin-dependent protein serine/threonine kinase activity; regulation of transcription by RNA polymerase II. Gene Ontology annotation, cellular component: transcription factor TFIIK complex; nucleus. NCBI's taxonomy places the organism in Eukaryota, Fungi, Basidiomycota, Agaricomycetes, Boletales, Suillaceae. Bases 105 to 1196 code for a protein of 363 amino acids. Gene Ontology annotation, molecular function: cyclin-dependent protein serine/threonine kinase regulator activity.